Molecule: messenger RNA, 2569 nt
Organism: Globicephala melas (long-finned pilot whale)
Lineage: Eukaryota; Metazoa; Chordata; Mammalia; Artiodactyla; Delphinidae
Gene: RELL2
Product: RELT like 2
Biological process (GO): positive regulation of cell-substrate adhesion; positive regulation of p38MAPK cascade
Source: RefSeq, a predicted model, not a curated record
UCCUUGGGAGGGACGGAAGCUCAGGACAAGCUGGAAAGGGGAACGUUCUGGGCGUCGGGGAAGCGGACCAGGGUCGUGGAAGACAGCUUGCGCAGCUGCCGUCUGGCACCCCUGGCCCGGACCAGCACCCCUGCUGCAGCCCCCUAACCCCAGGAGGCGCCCUGGCCCGCGCUCGCCCCCCAGGGCCUCAUGUCGGAACCACAGCCUGACCUGGAGCCGCCCCAACAUGGGCUGUACAUGCUCUUCCUGCUUGUGCUGGUCUUCUUCCUCAUGGGCCUGGUAGGCUUCAUGAUCUGCCACGUGCUCAAGAAGAAAGGCUACCGCUGCCGCACCUCGAGGGGCUCGGAGCCUGACGACACCCAGCUCCAGCCCCCUGAGGACGAUGACAUGAAUGAGGACACAGUAGAGAGGAUUGUUCGAUGCAUCAUCCAAAAUGAAGCCAAUGCUGAGGCCUUGAAGGAGAUGCUGGGGGACAGUGAAGGAGAAGGGACAAUGCAGCUGUCCAGUGUGGAUGCCACCUCCAGCUUGCAGGACGGAGCCCCCUCCCAUCAUCACACAGUGCACCUGGGCUCCGCAGCCCCCUGCAUCCACUGCAGCCGCAACAAGAGACCCCCACUUGUCCGUCAGGGACGCUCCAAGGAAGGAAAGAGUCGCCCCCGGCCUGGGGAGACCACUGUGUUCUCUGUGGGCAGGUUCCGGGUGACACACAUUGAGAAGCGCUAUGGGCUGCAUGAGCAUCGUGAUGGCUCCCCCACGGACAGGAGCUGGGGAUCUGGUGGGGGGCUGGACCCAGGGGGUGGCCAGGGGUCUGGGGGAGGGCAGCCCAGGACAGGGAUGCCUGCCACUGAGAGCCUUCCCCCUGAGAGGCCGCAGCCCCUGGCCCUUGCCAGCCCCCCAGUGCGGAAUGGAGGACUCAGGGACAGCAGCCUAGUCCGUCGUGCACUUGAGAGGAGCCCUGGAGCCUCUGCAGAGUCGAUGCUGGGGGCUGGAGGAAGGGGCCCAAGCCCAGGGCUGGCCAGUCAAGAGGCAAAUGGACAGCCAAGCAAACCGGACACCUCAGAUCACCAGGUGUCCCCACCACAGGGGGCAGGGGGUGUGUGAGGCCGCCUGACCUGCUUUCCCCAUCACCUCACUCCAUAUGCUAGAGCGUGCGGCUGGGAGCAGGCCCCUGCCCUUGGUGGGCCCUUAAAGCAAUAGCACCUUAGACCCCCUGCCCUCUUGGCACAAGAGGCCCAGGCCCUGGCUUGGGCUUUGUGCCCUUUAUUCACUGUCAAUAAAUCCGCUCAGACGAUUACAGCUGCUUCGCAUACUGGCUCCAGCUCCUUCUGACAGGCCUGCCCCCAUCCCCAGUGGCUCUGGCAUCUGGAGUGGGGUGAUUCACAGAACCAGGGUGGAGACACAAAUAAGCCAGAGCCACUCGAGACUUUGGGGGAUGAAUUCCAGUCCCAGAGAUUUCAGGGUACUUCACCACCCUAGAGAUGGGGUGGUAGCAGAAGACAAAGGAGUAGUUUCAGCCCUUAGAGAUGGCUGGAGGAUGAUGGCAAAAAAGGAGUGGGUUCCAGCCCCAGAAAUGGGGAGAGAAGAAAUUUCUACCCGUGAAGGUGAGAACGGAAAUCAGGGAGAUUCCAGCUUUUGGCUGUGUCGCUCUGGAUCACCGUGGGGAGGGGUGGUCUCUGAUAGCACGGAGAUAGGGGCAGCAGCAUCACUGGGGGAAAGUGAUUCCCCCGGGCUUCAGGUGAGAGGAUCUGGGUGGCCAGGAUCCGGGGCUUUAGCUGGCGGGGGAGGCGGUGGACGCAUCUGUAGGGAACACACAGUCAGUGCACCAGAUGCCUCCCUUGGGGAUAUCCCUGUCCAUUCCCUCUGUCCUGCAGAUAAAACAGGACAAGUUGGAGUGACCCCUCUCCAAACACUCUCCUCCAAGGGCGGGGCCCUUACCGGCCUGAGUCGAGGUGCCAUCACAUCCAGGGGUCCAGGGCAGUCCAGGUCUUGGUCUGGAAGUAAGAACCACAAGUCAGUCUUACGACUUUGUUUUGUUCGCUUCUGUAUCUCCAGCACUUAGGACAGUGGCACUCUGUAAAUAUUUGUUGAAUUAACAAAUAGUCACUAACCUGGGUCAUAAUAUCCAUCAAUCCAUCCAACCUCAACGCUUAUUGAGCACCUGCUGUAUAAUCGGGCCUGCUAAAGGUACCCGGGGGCAGGAGGGAUCCACACCGCCCCCACCCCUAAUGGCUGCCAGGAACCACAUAAUGAAACACUAACAGACACAAUGAAUGACUGAGUACUAAAUCAUUCAAAGUGAACGACGGGUGCUGGAGAAGCGGGGUGCAGAAAACGCUCACGGGGUUCCAGGGUCACGGUGGGUGGGGGGUGCAGUGAAGAAAGUGAAAGAACCUUUUAGAAAAGAUGGUUUUAGGAAAGAUGAAUGAGGUAACAACAAAAACAAGGAAAAAAAAAGAAAAGAUGGAUGAGGAAAAUGAUGAUGCAAACCAGGUGUUUGCAGGAUUCAAGAACACUAAGGGCAGAGGACGUGUAUUGGGAAAACACUGUGGGAGAAACUGGCUAAUUUUUU